Messenger RNA from Fulvia fulva, 1440 nucleotides. RefSeq names its product Palmitoyltransferase pfa4. Gene Ontology annotation, cellular component: endoplasmic reticulum membrane; endoplasmic reticulum; Golgi apparatus. The record is from RefSeq and is a predicted model, not a curated record. Lineage: Eukaryota; Fungi; Ascomycota; Dothideomycetes; Mycosphaerellales; Mycosphaerellaceae. Gene Ontology annotation, molecular function: protein-cysteine S-palmitoyltransferase activity. Gene Ontology annotation, biological process: protein targeting to membrane; peptidyl-L-cysteine S-palmitoylation. Bases 1 to 1440 code for a protein of 479 amino acids. The transcript is spliced from 4 exons.
AUGCUACAUGUCAACAACAACUCCAUCGCCAUUACCGCUACCAUGAGCCUCGCGGAGCUGCCCGACCUGCAGAGGCUGUCGCCGCCCGGAGUGACUCUCCUCGUUGCCUUCCUGGCCCUCACCUCGCAGUGGCUGUUCCAUUACAUCGAGCCUGGUCCCUUACGCAAAGGCGACGCGUGCCUCUUCAACGCGCUGGUCGCGUGCCUGCUCGUAUGUUACUGGCGAACAUGUUUCACCGACCUCGGCAGGAUACCCAAGGACUGGAGUGAGUCCGUGAGUAACGACAGCAAUCUUCCCAAACUCGUGGAACUGGACAGCACAGCGCAAAGCAAUCGGUGGUGCAGGAAGUGCGAGGCCUUCAAGCCGCCCAGGGCACAUCACUGUAAGACGUGUAAAAGAUGUGUGGCGAAGAUGGACCACCACUGUGUGUGGACAGGUAGGCAGCGUGGUCUUUUCAUUUGCAAACGCCAAGUAACAUCUCUUUCAGCUAAUUGCGUUUCCCAUGUCACGAUUCCGCAUUUCAUUCGCUUUUUGUGCUACACGGUCGUGUCCAUGACCUAUCUGGAGUACUUCCUUUACGUUCGAGCUGCACUGCUAUGGGAAAAGAGAGCAUUGCCCAGUUACCUCGGACCAUCAGCCUUCCAACUCGGACAUCUGUUCGCUCUAGUCGGCAUCAAUUCACUGAUCCUCUUUGCCCUCACACUACUGCUGAUCCGCACGUUGUGGUCACUGGCCGUCAACACCUGGACCAUCGAGGGCUGGGAGAUCGAACGGCACCACACUCUUUUGCGCAGAGCGCGUGUCCUCGGCGGUUAUCUCGAGGGCCCAGACGGUAUCAAAGUACGCAUAGACCACCAAGAGUUCCCAUGGGAUGUGGGCAUCUGGACCAACAUCUGCCAAGGAAUGGGCACUUCGAAUCCACUCGCGUGGCUCUGGCCGUUCGCGCAAAGCCCAAGCGGGGAGAGUGGGCUUUCUUACCCCCACAACGAGAUUGAUGACCCAAGCAAGCCAUGGCCUCCACCCGACCCGGACAGGCUGUUUCGAGUACCGCGCAGGACCUUCAAAGGAGAUGGCUUCACGAAGCCCUGGGACAUGAACGAAUUCCGCAAACGUCAAGAAGCUGAUACAGCUCGCUACGCCGACGUUCAUGACGAGUAUGUUGUCCGCCGCAAAACUUUCCACGAGCGACUGGAAGAAGCGCAACGACAGUCGUCAAGGUCACACCACGAGGAAAAUGAUGAAGACGCAGUGGAGGAUGACUCUGAGCCCGAGCCUGAAGAGCCUCGUGGCAGACCGUCUAAGAAGGAUGAAGGCGAGGAGUCUUGGCGAAACAAGGAAGGAGAACGUCUGGCGGACUUUGGUGUUGAUGAGGAUGCAGAGUUCUAUGAUGAGGAUGAUUUGCCGCUUGCUGAGUUGAUGCGGCGUCGUCAAGCUCAAUAA